CUCAUCACAAGUGCGAAAAGUGUGCUUCUCGUCCAUCAUAUUAGAAACCAGUGCCUCGUAGCUUAUUUUAUAGGUCCCGGGUUUUGAUGAUAUAUGUCGUACACCCCUCCCACAACUUUUACUAGUCUUUCAGAGUUCCGGAUUUCUUUCCUAUACAACACGCUCCUUCUAUUUGCGCACUUUCCUUUCAUCCCUUCAUUUAGCGAUGUCAACCCUCGACGAUGUUCUCUCCCGUCAGAAGACAGACAAUGUUCUUUACCCUCCAACAAUCACCGGUCCAACUACCGCAUCCCUGAGAAUCGAAGCAGUAACGGAAAAUACUCUUACUGUUGGGCUUCUCAACUCCACCACCUCCAGCAAUGUAUACGCCUACAUCACGGGUCUCGCAAUUGCCAACAACCACUGCCUCUUUCUCCUGGAAGCCGAUGGAGAAACACCAUACUAUCCCACCAAUCCAGAUUCCAAUGGCUCCGCACUGUCUUCAGACUGUGCAAUAGCUCUGGGAGCUCCUGGAAUAACACGAAGCGUCACAAUUCCGUACAUUGCGGGUGGAAGAAUUUGGUUCUGCGUCGACAACAAACUCACUUUCCUCCUGAACUCCAGCCCCGCGGGUCCAGGACUCGUCGAACCCUCAGUCAGUAACACUGCAGAUCCCAAUUACCAUCUUUCCUGGGACUUUUGCGAGUUCACGUACAACAGUGCACAGCUGUACGCAAACAUCACUUAUGUCGACUUCGUCUGCCUGCCAAUAUCACUAACUCUGACAUCAACUUCUGGAACGACCUCACACGUAGGAGGUCUUCCCUCUAACGGCCUUGAAACAAUCUGUACUGGUCUGCAAUCCCAAAACGCUAUCGACAGCGCCGGCUGGGACAAGCUAGUAAUUACAAACAACGGGACCAACCUUCGAGCCCUGUCUCCCUCCAACGGAAUCCUCUUCAACCCGGAUCUUUUCUCCACUUACUGGGACUCGUACAUCGACGCCGUCUGGACGAAAUAUAUUUCCUCGCCCUUGACGAUCAACACACAAUUCACAUGGGGCUCCGCAACAGGAUAUACGUCCAACGACCGCACGCUUCUCACAUUCUCCGGGGUCGGAUCAUUUCCCAAACCUUCAGCAAAAGACAUAUUCGGCGCCAAUUCCGGGGCUUUCGCGCCUCAGGAUGCAAACACAGAUCAGUUGCUCAAUAUUGGCGCGAGAUUGGAUGCGGCUUUCAAUAGGAGCACGUUGCUGAUCAACGCCGAUCAGCCGACUAAGGAGGUGGUGAGUACGUAUUAUGGGCAUACCGUGACAAAUCAUUAUGCUAGGAUCGUGCAUGCCGCGAAUGUGGAUGGGAGAGGGUACUGUUUUCCCUAUGAUGAUGUUACGCCGGAGGGGAGAGUGGAUCAGAGUGGGUUUGUGAAUGAUGGGAGUCCGAAGAGCUUUUUGGUGUGUGUUGGGGGCGGGAAUGCCUUUGCGAAGAGGACGAUUGAAAGUGUAGAGGAGAGAGGGAGGGAUAGAAGAGUAGUGAAGAGGGGGUUGCUUUGGCAGGAUGAAUCGAGGCAGGAUGUCGACUUUGAGAAUGAUGGGAAUCGAGAUUUGGAGAAGGGACUGACCUGGAAGCUGUCAUACGACGUUGAUCAGUCAUCAAAUCGGAAUUUCAAUCUUCCUCCUGUCCUGCAGAAAUGGCUGGGACCGCAUCUGACUAAAUUUCAGUCAAGCCCGAUUUACAUUCAGAACAUACUCCCGCUGAUUCAAAUCGUCUCAAGGAUACUUUCAUCCGUUGUAUCAUUAUCAAUAAGGACACUCAUAUCGAGAGUCUUCAUUAUUAUGUUCUUUGUUAUUUUUUACUUGCUCGGCUUGCUACCUCAUGGAUUAGGUGGCGAGAGUCAGAGGCGUGUUUUGGAGUCUGUGGUCGCUGGGAGCGCGAAUGGGACAGCGCUUGUCUGA
Messenger RNA from Cadophora gregata, 1930 nucleotides. RefSeq lists its product as uncharacterized. The transcript has 2 exons. Lineage: Eukaryota; Fungi; Ascomycota; Leotiomycetes; Helotiales; Ploettnerulaceae. The record is from RefSeq and is a predicted model, not a curated record. Bases 206 to 1930 code for a protein of 574 amino acids.